Messenger RNA from Acanthocheilonema viteae, 1563 nucleotides. The record is from the annotation of a GenBank genome assembly. Lineage: Eukaryota; Metazoa; Nematoda; Chromadorea; Rhabditida; Onchocercidae.
AUGAGCAAGAAACGUAGCAAAAAAGACGAUAUACCUUAUUGCAUGGUAGUACGGAUGAGACUGUGGAAUAAGUUGUUUUGUGUUCCUCGAGAAGCCACAAUGAAAUAUCUACCAGUCAUUGGCUUGGAAAUACAUGCUCAGAUAAUGAUCAGAACGAAAUUAUUCUCAGCGGUAGCAUUUGAUGAUGAUGCCCAUGCAAAUUCAUCUGUUGCACUGUUUGAUAUGGCAAUGCCUGGUACUCUUCCGGUCCUCAAUAAAACUGCCUUAUUGAAAGGUAUAACGGCGGGUUUGCUGCUAAAUUGUACAAUACCAGAAAGAUGUCAGUUUAUACGCAAACAUUAUUUCUAUGCAGACAUGCCAGCUGGCUAUCAAAUCACUCAACAAGACCAUCCUAUUGCUCACUCUGGUUUCUUUGAAUUCUACGUCCAUUCUAAUGAUAAGUCAUUUGUGCCAUACAAAAAGCGUGUAGAUAUUAUAAGAAUUCAACUGGAACAUGACAGUGGCCGUUCAAUUCAUGAUCUUAGCAACAAUCGCUCACUGAUCGAUCUCAAUCGAGCCGGAGUUGGAUUAUUAGAAAUAGUAACUUCGCCAAGUAUGAAUUCCGCAUUAGAAGCUUACUGUUUCACUGAACAACUGCGUUUGACUCUCAUGGAAAAUGAUCUGUGUGGAGGAGAAAUGCAAAAAGGCCAGUUUCGAGUGGAUGUUAAUAUUUCACUUUGCAACAAUAACACCGAUGGUAAAGGUAUUCGAACUGAAAUCAAAAAUUUAAAUAGCUUACGUAUGGUUCAUACAGCUGUCAACAAUGAAAUAGAUCGACAAUACGAAAUCAUAAGAGGUGGAGGGACAGUAUUGAAUGAAACACGAACUGUUGACCGUUUUGGCUAUACAGUAGCAAUGAGAGAAAAGGAAAUUGAAACGGAUUAUCGUUUUAUACCCGAACCGAAUCUUCCACCUGUUCAUAUUAAGCAAGAAUGGGUAGAGAGUUGUCGUUCAAUGCUUUCCAAACCGUGUUACUUGAAGAACAUUGAAGAAUAUGGCAUGAAGCCGGAAGUCGCACUACAAAUUGCUAAUCAAAAAACCCUCGCAAUAUUUGUUGAAAUGAUUUUAAAUGCAUCUGACGAUGCUACAAUAGCACCUCUAUUAGUCGAAUGGACCUAUCUGUUGCAAAUGAUUUGUCGUAACUGCAACAAAAAAUUCCCUACAACACAAACGCCUUUCAUAAACCAUUUUGUGGAAGCAGUAUAUCUUUUUCACACUAAACGAUUAACCAGGCUAACAACUUUUGAUCUAUUACGAAGAUAUAUAGAAGCAGAGUUAGACAAAUCGCCGACUGAGAUUAUCAGUAAGGAAAAUUUAUGGCGAAUACACGACAAAGAAAAAAUUUUGCAUACUGUUGAGAAGAUUAUACGUGAAAAUGAUAAACUUGUCGUAAAAAUACAGAAAAGUGGAACGAAAAAACACAUUACUAAAUUGCGUACAGCUGUACUUAAUGAAUGUAAUCGACGAAUUGAAGUUGAUGAAAUAAAUGAAAUAAUUAGGCAAAAACUUUUAGCAGGAAGUUAA